AUGACGGCAUCCAGAGCUUCACACUCGCGCGAGUCGUCGACGGCCAGCGUCCGCCAUGCACACGCGCCCGCCACGCCCAGCCAGCUGCGACAGGCCCAUGUGCCCUCGGACUCGUCGACGUCGCCCGACACGGCCAUGCACCGCCCGCUUUCCUACUACCAUGACGAUGAUGAUGACAAUGACGACGGCAACGCCAACAGCAACACCAACAACACCAACAACAACAACACCACCACCACCACCACCUCCUCCUCCUCCACCGCGCCCUCGAGCAGCGCCCCUCCGCCAGACGCCGCCGUCAUCGUGUCCACGGCCGGCAUCCAGCCUACGGCAGACGCCUCGUCGGCGGCGCACCUGACGCGCCAAAACGUCGGCGCUGCUGGCGGCAUCAUAGAAAUCGACCUCGAGCCCACGGUGCGCUCGCGCCUGCUGCAACACCACGACGCGGGGCAGAGGCCGGCCACGCACCGCAGCUAUGGCAGCUUCGCGGGGAGCAUGCACUCGGAGCAGAGCUUCGGCGGCGCCUUCCCCGGCAGCCAGCAGACGCCCGACGAGACGCAUGCGCUGCUGGGCGACGCCUUUGCCGACGGCGUCAUCAGCCAGACGGGCCCCGGCAAGACGAGCACCACGCGCUGGCUGGCCGAGCGCCACGGCAUCAAGGACAAGCGCAUCAUGUACCUCAAGUACUACAUCCCCAUUCUCAACUGGACCCAGCAGUACAAGUGGCGCUACUUCAAGGGCGACCUGGUGGCGGCCGUCACCAUGGCCUCGUUCUACAUCCCCAUGGCCCUCUCGUACGCAUCCAACCUGGCCCACCUGCCCCCCGUGCACGGCCUGUACAGCUUCGCCUUCAACCCGCUCAUCUACGCCAUGCUGGGCACGUGUCCGCAGAUGGUGGUCGGCCCCGAGGCCCCGGGCUCGCUGCUCGUCGGCGAGAUUGUGCGCGAGAACAUCAAAAAGGGCACCACGCACGACGACGACGGCAGACGCAACGCCGAGAUUGCCGGCAUCGUGACGUGCAUGGCGGGCGCCUUCAUCCUCAUUGGAGGCUUCUUCCGCCUCGGCUUCCUCGACAACGUGCUCAGCAGGCCCUUUUUGCGCGGCUUCAUCAGCGCCAUUGGCGUCGUCAUCUUUGUCGACCAGUUGAUACCGCAGAUGGGGCUGGCCCGGCUGGCCGCUGACCAGGUGUCGCACGGCAGCUGCCUGGACAAGUUUGUCUUCCUCGUGCGCAACGUGGGCAAUGCACACGGCCUGACGUGUGCCGUGUCGUUUACUGCCUUUGCCAUCAUCAUGUUCUUCCGGGAGUUCAAGAAGCGCGUGCAGCCACGCUACCCGAAUGUGGCAUACAUACCAGACCGCUUCGUCGUGGUGGUGCUUGCGGCCGUCGUCACGUGGCAAUACCGGCUCGACCAACACGGGCUGGCGGUGCUGGGCGAGGUCAACUCGAGCGCCAAGCUCUUCUCGGUGCACUUCCCGUUUGAAAUGUCGCACCUCAAGUACGUGUCGGAUGCCAUCAACACGGCCCUCAUCAUUGCCAUGCUCGGCUUCUUCGAGUCGUCGGUGGCGGCCAAGUCGCUGGGCAGCGGCGACCACAACAAAGAGGGCGUGCAGAUGCCGCUGAGCGCCAACCGCGAGCUGAUUGCUCUGGGCACGGCCAACAUCACGGGCGGGCUCUUCAUGGCGCUGCCCGCGUUUGGCGGCUACGGGCGCUCCAAGGUCAACGCCUCGACGGGCGGGCUGACGCCGGUGAGCUCCAUCCUGCUGUCGAUGAUUACCAUUCUGUGCACCGUCUUCAUGCUGCCGUACUUUUACUACCUGCCCAAGGGGGUGCUGUGCGCCAUGGUGUCGGUGGUGGCGUACUCGCUCGUCGAAGAGGCGCCGCACGACAUCAAGUUCUUCUGGAAGAUUGCGGGCUGGUCGGAGCUGAUUCUCAUGGGGCUGAUUUUCGUCAUCACGAUUGUGUGGGAUCUCAAGCGCGGCAUCGGCGUGGGCAUCGGGCUCUCGAUCCUGCGCCUCAUCCGCCAUUCGGUCCGGCCGCGCAUCCAGAUUCUAGGGCGGGUGCCGGGAACGACGAACCAGUUCACCAACGCCGAGCAUCACCCGGGCGACGUCGAGUUUAUUGAAGGGUGCCUGAUUGUCAAGAUCCCAGAGCCGUUGACGUUUGCCAACACGGGCAACCUCAAGACACGGCUUCGGCGCCUCGAAGACCACGGGACCAGCCGGGCCCACCCAGCGUUGCCGCGCGUGCGGCGUGCCGAGCACAACAAAAACAUCAUCUUUGACGUGCACGGCGUGACGUCGCUCGACGGAGCGGGGACGCAGGUGCUUGCGGAGAUUGUCGAGUCGUACAUCCAGCGGGGGGUGCGCGUCUUCUUUUGCAGAGUGCCGCAGGAGUCGAGUCCAGUGCACAAGCUGUUUGAGCGCAGUGGCAUUAUUGAAAUGUGUGGCGGGCCCCGGCACUUUGUGCAGAGCGUGGAAGAGGCGUUGCGUAUGACGGAGCUGGAGCGGCUGACCGAGGAUUGCCCGAGCUCGGCGGAGAGCUCUCGCGCUGAGUCGAGUCGGGCAUGACGGGUAGUCGAGUGUGCAUGGUGUGGGUGGGUGUGUGCAAGUAUAGGCGUCAGCCAAGACAAGACCGUAAUACAACAAUACAGACGACAGUGC
This is a messenger RNA of Exserohilum turcica Et28A, 2661 nucleotides long. RefSeq lists its product as uncharacterized. NCBI's taxonomy places the organism in Eukaryota, Fungi, Ascomycota, Dothideomycetes, Pleosporales, Pleosporaceae. Gene Ontology annotation, biological process: transmembrane transport. The record is from RefSeq and is a predicted model, not a curated record. Gene Ontology annotation, molecular function: sulfate transmembrane transporter activity. Bases 1 to 2568 code for a protein of 855 amino acids. Gene Ontology annotation, cellular component: membrane. The transcript is spliced from 2 exons.